AUGAAGAACAAAACUCACCUGACUCAAAGUCUCUUCGGACUGUGUCCUGCAGCCGCUGCCUGCUCAUCCUCCGCCUCUGACACUGACACAAGGAGGAUCAGCACCGUCAACACCGGACACACCGGACACACUUCCACAUGUGAAGCAGCCGAGCUCCGCCGCAGGAUCCAGGCUCCAUGGCUCUGCGCUCCUGAUGUUCUGUGUGGAAGCGUCUCCUACUGCGACCAUAGACUACUGCUACUGCUGCUGCUGCUGAGAGGGAAGCUGGCCUCAACCACCGCACACGACUUCCGCUGA
Molecule: messenger RNA, 297 nt
Organism: Knipowitschia caucasica
Lineage: Eukaryota; Metazoa; Chordata; Actinopteri; Gobiiformes; Gobiidae
Source: the annotation of a GenBank genome assembly